CCCGGGCUGGCUGGGCUGGCCUCUCCGCACGGCGUGCUGGGCUACGUCACCGACGCCAUGCACUACUUGACGGCCGUGGCGUCCAGCCUCGUCACCGCCAGCACCGAGGACGCCGGCCCCGGGGCGCUGCCGCCGCUGCCGCCGCUGCCGGAGCACCUCCCCGACGAAGUGGUGGUGGCGGACCCGGAGCUGCGAAGGCACCCCGCCAAGUUCAAGUACACCGUGGAGGAGCUGCUGCACGCGCGCUUCGACCGCAAGGUGUCCAGCGACAUCGACAUUGACCCCUGCAAAGGCGUGGGGUUCCAGGGCGACAUCGCGCUGCCCAACGUACAGUACGAGCUGGAGUACCACCUGCAGAAGCAGAACCGCUCGGAGCAGGACGCCGAGGAGGUGCGCAAGCUGGCGCUGCUGGAGGGGCUGCAGGUGGAGGAGGAGGGCCUGCCCGAGUUCCGCAAGAAGCAAGAGUCGUCGUCGGGCCACGGCACCGCGUCGUCGGGCGGCUCCGGGCCGCUCGUGCCCCUCAGCGUCCACGGCCCCCUGGUGCACAACGGGCGCGUGGUGCAGCCGGGCGAGCUGGCCGUCCUGCUCGGCCACCACGUCCACAACGGCGAGGUGGUGCCCCGCGGCUCCUCCAUGGUGUACGCCACGGACGACGGCAGCGAGCUGGAGCGCCACCGCAAGACGACGCUGCUGCAGCAGCGCGCGCACUUCUACCGCAAGAAGGGCCAGGGUGACGACGACGAGGACAACGAGGACCGUGACGCCGACGACAUCAUGAUCGAGGAGGCAGUCGUGGCCAGCUUCCCGUCUGACAGCCCCGCGCCGGCAGUGCCCGAUGCCACCGCCAAGCCAGUCUCGGCCAAGGCGAAGAAGAAGCAGAAGGCGGUGACCACCACCACGCCGACCUCGGUGGAGACCAACAGGAACAAAACGACCGGCAGGAAGCACCACAAGAAGAGUCGCACCACGACCGUGGCCACCGGGACCUCCACCGAGGCCGUGAGCACCACCCCGGCGGCCUCGGCGGCCACCUCUACACGCCCCCCGCGCUCCAGAGGCAAGGGCAAGCAGGGCAAGGGCCGCAAGAAGGAGCCGCCACCGCGCCGCGUCCACGACGACGACGACGACGACGUUGGCACCAGCGCCAUCGAGGACCUCGCCGAGCAGCUGGAGGCCAAAGUGACGCCUCGGCCGAGGAAGCAGCGCGGCCGCAAGCGACUGCGCCACCGCCCCGAUGGCUCGCCCAGCGGCCAGGCCGAGGGCCAGGCCGCCGACGGCAGCACCAGCACCGCCCUGGAGGUCGCGAACCGCGCGGAACAGCCACGCAGCCGUGCGCCGCGCGCUGCCACCGCCCGGAAGGAGCGCAUCUGGGACCACGGCGUCAUCCCCUACGAGAUCGACCACAUGUUCGGCGGCUCCCUCAAGGCGCUCUUCAAGCAGGCCAUGCGGCACUGGGAGAACUCGACGUGCGUCAAGUUCGUGGAGCGCGUCCCCGAAGAGCAUCCCAACUACAUCCUGUUCACGGAGCGGCCCUGCGGCUGCUGCUCCUUCGUCGGCAAGCGAGGCAACGGCCCUCAGGCCAUCUCCAUCGGCAAGAACUGCGACAAGUUCGGCAUCGUGGUGCACGAGCUUGGCCACGUGGUGGGCUUCUGGCACGAGCACACGCGCCCCGACCGCGACCGCCACGUGCAGAUCGUGCGCGACAACAUCCUGGCCGGCCAGGAGUACAACUUCAACAAGCUGACGAGCGAGGAGGUGAACUCGCUGGGGCUGCCCUACGACUACGACUCCAUCAUGCACUACGCGCGCAACACCUUCUCCAAGGGCACCUACCUGGACACCAUCCACCCCAUCGACUCGAUCCGCGGCAAGCGCAAGCACGAGAUCGGGCAGCGCAUCCGCCUCAGCGAGGGCGACAUCGCGCAGACCAACCUACUGUACAAGUGCAUGCGCUGCGGACGCACCCACCAGGAGAACUCGGGCCUGAUCCAGUCGCCGCGGGGGUCGACGAGCAGCGAGCGCUGCGAGUGGCGCGUCACGGCCACGCACGGCGAGCGCAUCGUGCUCAACAUCACGCAGCUGGACGUGCACGAGUCGGAGCACUGCAAGUACGACUACCUGGAGAUCCGCGACGGCUACUGGUACCGCGCGCCGCUGCUCGGUCGCUUCUGCGGCAAGAAGACGCCGGACGUGAUCACGUCGACGGGGAGCAGACUCCUCAUCACGUACAUCACGUCGUCCAAGCAGGUGGGCCACCUGGGCUUCACCGCCAUGUACGAGGCGGUGUGCGGCGGCGACGUGUUCAUCGACGCCACGGGCAACCUGGAGGCGCCCAACUUCCCCGACGACUACCUGCCCAACAAGGAGUGCGUCUGGCGGCUCACCGCGCCCCCAGACUUCCAGGUGGCCCUCGUGUUCCAGACCUUCGAGGUGGAGAACCACGACAGCUGCUUCUACGACUACGUGGCGGUGUACGACGGCAACAGCACGGACGCCCCGCUCAUCGGCCUGUUCUGCGGCAUGAACAUCCCGCCCGAGGUGCACUCCACGGGCAACCAGCUGCUCGUCAAGUUCGUGUCGGACGGGUCGGUGCAGAAGGGCGGCUUCUCGGCCACGUACCUCAAGGAGUUCGACGAGUGCACGCGCUCGGACCACGGCUGCGAACACAAGUGCGUCAACACGCUGGGAGGCUACGAGUGCAAGUGUGACAUAGGCUACGAGUUGCACUCGGACAACAAAAAGUGCGAAGACGCAUGCGGUGGGAUGCUAGACACGAGCAACGGCACCAUCACCUCGCCGUCAUUCCCCGAGUUUUACCCAGCGAACAAGAGGUGCACGUGGGAAAUAAUCGCUGAGGCCCACCAUCGCAUCACCCUCAACUUCACCCAUUUUGAUUUGGAAGGAAAUAAUCUGGAAUGUGAAUAUGACAGAGUUGUAGUGUACCACAAACGAUCGGGGGGUCAACUAAAGAAGCAAGGUUCUUAUUGUGGUCCUCACCCGCCACCAUUGAUCACCUCAGAGGGAAAUGCACUUAGAAUUGAGUUCUACUCAGACCUUUCCGUUCAAAAAUCAGGCUUUGCUGCUGUUUUUCUCACAGAUUUGGAUGAGUGUGCGAAAAAUAAUGGAGGGUGCCAGCAUGAAUGCAGGAACACACUUGGAUCUUAUGUGUGCUCUUGCCAUAAUGGGUUUGCCCUUCAUGAGAAUGGUCAUGACUGCAAAGAAGGGGGCUGCAAAUAUGAGAUCUCUGCUCCACAUGGCACUGUGUCGUCUCCCAACUACCCGGACUACUAUCCAUCACGCAAAGAUUGCAUUUGGCAUUUUACAACUACCCCAGGGCAUCGUAUCAAAUUGGUAUUUUCUGAGUUUGAAAUGGAACCACACCAAGAGUGUGCUUAUGACCACAUUGUUAUUUAUGAUGGAGACUCAACCGAUGCUCACACUCUUGGACGUUUCUGUGGGUCCAAGGUCCCUCAUCACAUCAUCGCAACAAGCAAUCAAAUGUACAUGGUCUUUAAGUCAGAUGCAUCUGUUCAACGAAAAGGUUUCUUUGCUACUCAUUCCACAGUUUGUGGUGGCCACCUCAUGGCAACACAGCGUGUCCAACACUUGUACUCCCAUGCACGAUUUGGUGAUCACAAUUAUGAUAACAAUGCUGACUGCGAGUGGACUAUUGGGUCAGCACCUGGUGCUCCACUGUACAUACAACUGACCUUCUUAACUUUUGAAGUUGAACCUGAAAAUGAUUGCUCUUAUGACUACGUUGAGGUUUUCAACAGCGUUGAUGCCAUAGGGUCUUCUUUAGGAAAAUUCUGUAGCUACAGUAAUCCCAGUGAGCUGAGAGGCGAAGAAGAACUUCUUGUACGUUUCCGUUCUGAUGACAGUAUUGUGUCGAAAGGAUUCUCUGCAGCAUACAUAGCUGUUGAUUUUUCCGACUUAGACGAAGAUUCAAGACUAACAGAUGAGGACGAGGCUAAAUGAGGAAGGCCUUCACCUCCUCUUACAGAGUUUCUCAGCCGAGGAGGUGAAUCACGGGGCAUUGCUAUGCAUACUAAGAAAUGUUACUAUGAUGAGCGAGGCCAGUACCUUUGCUUCUAUGACGAAAAGGAGACAAGACAGCUCUCAGCAAAAGAAAUUAAAAAUGCUCGAAAGGAACGAUUGGAACAUCUUAUUCGACAAGAGCGCCGAGAGCGUCGGCAGCGUCACAAGAAGUUAAGAGCCGGGAGAAAACCUUCAAGACCUACACCUGUGCCUUACAAGGGAAAUGAGAAGUCCUAGUGAGCCAAUAUUUGUUCCAGUCACAAAUGUGUUGAAUGACCAGCAGGUGUGCUGCGAGAACUAGACAAGAACAAGACUAGAAAUCUAGUUAUAGUAGACUCUUCUUAAAAGAAGUGAAAAUAUGUUAGGAAGGUACUACAUGCACCCAUUAAUUCAUCAAUCUCAUAAGUGUACAUAACUGAUAAACAACAUCUGUAUAAAAAUAUGUUUAUGAUAAGUCCUAUUUAUAGUGUAUAGAAUGCCGUUGGAAACUUGAAGACUAUUGUAUGUAUCUCAUUAUCAUAAUAUCAGAUGUCAGGCAAAGAGCAGUUUACCAGUAAGUUUCAGGAUUUAAAAUGUUACACUUUAGUAGUUUAGAAAGUUGCUAAGUUAUGGUGUAUGACUUAAAAAUUCGACUUAUUGCUGUUAUAGUGAUUUCUUAUGUAGUCCAUUUGAUUAUGGCUUUUAAGGGAACCUGUAAAAUAUUAUGUGACGAGUUUGGGCCACAAAUUUUCCUACUUACUCCUCAUCUUUCCAGAAACAAAAAUAAACUCAAUUUGUCGUGAAAAAGAAGUUUGUUUUGGGAAUAUGUUUGAUCAGUUUUAACUUCAAAACACUGGCACAAACAUGUAAGACAUCAAAUAUGGUUUUUGUAUUGUACAUUUCUAGACCCUCUCCUUUAGGAUCUGUCCAAAAAAUUGUACUAAUAUCGGAAUUGUUGUGUCCAACACAUAUUAAUGCUUGUUCUUUAAUCUCAUCAUAGUCUAGAAGAUCUCGUUAUCUGUAUUUUCUCAUGUCAUAACAUGCAGCUUUAAGUUGAAAUUGUAAGUAUUAUUAAGUUUUAUAGCAUUCUGAUCAAUGACAAUAAUGUGAAAACAUAAAUUCCUAAAUUGUAGUCAGUUUGUGUUGGUAUGAAGGACUGCAAGGUACCAAUACUAUUUUAUCUGGUUCCUACCAACUUUCAAAAUAAUAAACAGAUUAAAAAAAAAAAAAGGAGAAAGACUGCCACUGCCAUUCUUGAUUUUAAAAGACAGAUCAUAGUCAUCAGUAAGAUGAAAUAACACUGGCUUAGCAAGAUAGUUUUGAAAGAAGACGGAUAUGAAUUUUAAAGAGAACUUCAUACCCAUUAUUUAGAUAGGUGUGUAAUCAAGUAAAAAUAAAGUAUUAAUAUGAUUAAGACCUUUAUUGUAACUUUUGUAUACCUCCCAAUUCAAGAGCUUCCUUUAUGUCAUAAAUAAAAUAGUUUUCAUUUAAAACUC
Thrips palmi is the source of this 5513-nucleotide messenger RNA. RefSeq names its product tolloid-like protein 1 (gene tok). NCBI's taxonomy places the organism in Eukaryota, Metazoa, Arthropoda, Insecta, Thysanoptera, Thripidae. Gene Ontology annotation, molecular function: metalloendopeptidase activity; calcium ion binding; serine-type endopeptidase activity. The transcript is spliced from 15 exons. Gene Ontology annotation, biological process: proteolysis. The annotation marks the transcript as partial. The record is from RefSeq and is a predicted model, not a curated record.